UCCUCCUUUCCCCCGUCUAAUUUCUCCACCCCCAAAAUCCAAUCCGACGCUCCCCCAGAAACCCUAGCAAUCUUCCGCCAUGAAAUCCGCCGCCACCUCCAAGCCCAAGCCGCGGCCCAAGCCUCCGCCGCCGCCGCCGCCGGAGGCUUCCUCCAAGGCCUCCUCCUCCUCCUCCUCCGCCGCCGAUCCCAACUCCAAGCGCUCCGGCCCCACCCCCACCCCCACCCCCGCCGCCGCUAACCCCACGAACAGCGCUAACCCCAACUCCGCCCCGCUCCUCCCCUCCCCGCACCCGCGCCUCCCCUCGCCGCACCACCACCUCCCGCCGCCGCAGCAGCAGCAGCCUCCGCCGCUGCCACCGUCUCGGCCGCUGCUGACGGUGGCGGCGGUGGAGGCGGCCAUGGCGUCCAUCCCGCCCCCGCCGCAGUACGGCCUCGAGAGCCUCGACCGGCGGAACGUGGUGCUCUCCGACGGCACCGUGCGCACCUACUUCGCGCUCCCGCUCGAGCCGCCGCCGCAGCUCCGGCAGCCUCUGCCGCUGCCGCUGCCGCCGUUCCCCGCGCGCCAGCUCGGCCCUCCGGUCGGUCUCCCGCCACCUACCGCCGAGAGAUGGGCCCCGAUGCGGCCGCCCGCGGCCUUGCUGCCAAUGCCGGCGCCCAAGCGGAAGUGGGAGGGUCAGGCCAAUGGUAGUGUCCCCGGGGAGUCCUCGGGUCGCCAGCAGCAGCAGAAGCCGGAGGAGAAGCGCGUCGCGAAGCAGGUGAAGGUGGAGACGCCAGACGUGGAUGCGAAGCAGCUGAAGAGCUCCUUCCUUAAGAUGGUUAAAUUAAUGAACGAGAAUGCGGAGCAGAAGAAGAAUUACAGGGCCAACGGGAAGAUUUCGCAGCUGAAAUGCACCGUGUGUGGAAGGGAUUCCAUAGAUUUGCAUUCACUCCUCAAUCAUUCAUACUAUGCGAAGAGUGCAGAGCUUCGUGCUGAUCAUCUUGGGUUGCACAAAGCUUUGUGUGUUCUUAUGGGUUGGAAUUACUCCGUAGAUCCUGUGCACAAAAAGGCUUACCAAACAUUAUCUACUGCUGAUGCUGAAGCCAAUCAAGGAGAUCUUAUUUUAUGGCCACCAACAGUCAUAAUUGAGAACACAUACAAGUCAAAGAAUGAUGGACAAAAGGAUGGCAUGAGUAAUAAAGAGAUGGAGGGCAAGCUCAGAGAAAUGGGCUUUGUGGGUGCAAGCGUGAAGCCACUCUCUGGAAAGGAUGGACAGAGAUCCAUGCUGGUGAAAUUUGCUAGCAGCCUCGCUGGUCUCAGCGAGGCCGAGAGGCUUGCUCAGUCCUUGGAGAAACAAGGCCAUGGACGCGCUGAAUGGUAUCGCGUCCGUAGUGUUCCCCCUGGUGCUGAUGGGGGCAGCAAUCCGCUGCUUGUGAAAGUGGGCGCAAAGGGGGAACGGACAUGGGUCCUAUAUGGCUACUUGGCGACCGCAUGGGACCUGGAUGCACUCGACCUGGAGUCGAAGCAAAAUGCUGUAAUAAAGAGCAGAAAAGAGCUCGAUUUGUCAUAAUAGGAUCAACCCUGCUAGAGCUGUGUGUGUUGGAAAUCAGUGAUUCAGUUCUUGUAAUUUAUGUAGACAGCAACUGGAUGGCGGGAGCAGGAGCAUGAUUUAAGAGGUUUACCUGACUAGGUCGAAGAGUUGAAUUGUCAGGAUUUUUUCUAUCGAAUAGCCGAUUUCAAUACAUAAUCCCAAGAACUGAUAACUGAUUUGGUUGCAAAGAAGUGUUGGAACUCGAAACAGAUAGGAGAUUCUCACUGUCCACAUGACAUGCCAGUUCCGGACGUGUCAAGUUGAAAAUUUAAAAGUUGAGCAACUGUAUUUUAAAUGGAUGCAUGAACAUUCUAUGUAUAUAUAUUCGUCUUCAGAAGUAUAA
This is a messenger RNA of Oryza sativa Japonica Group (Japanese rice), 1913 nucleotides long. Its product is annotated as protein SUPPRESSOR OF GENE SILENCING 3 homolog. The record is from RefSeq and is a predicted model, not a curated record. Gene Ontology annotation, biological process: regulatory ncRNA-mediated gene silencing. Lineage: Eukaryota; Viridiplantae; Streptophyta; Magnoliopsida; Poales; Poaceae.